AUGAGGAAUCUUUCAGUAGUGACUCAGUUUAUCCUGCUGGGCAUCCCACACACAGAGGGUGUGGAGACCAUGCUCUUUGUCCUGUUUUUGUCUUUCUACAUCUUCACCCUAGUUGGGAACUUGCUCAUACUCCUCACAAUUGUCUCCUCCACUCGCCUUCACACCCCUAUGUACUUCUUCCUGUGCCAGCUGUCAGUGUGUGACAUAUUUUUCCCUUCUGUGAGCUCUCCCAAGAUGCUAUUCUACCUCUCAGGAAAUAGCAGAGCCAUCUCCUAUGCAGGCUGUGUGUGCCAGCUCUUCUUCUACCAUUUUCUUGGUUGUACUGAGUGUUUCCUGUACACAAUGAUGGCUUAUGACCGUUUUAUUGCCAUAUGCUUUCCUCUAAGAUACUCAAUAAUCAUGAACCACAAAAUGUGUGCCAUCCUGGCCACGAGGACAUCAAUUUUUGGCUGUAUUCAGGCUACUUUUCUGACGACUCUCACCUUCCAGUUGCCCUACUGUGGUCCCAAUGAGGUGGACUACUACUUCUGUGAUAUCCCUGUGAUGCUCAAGCUGGCUUGUGCAGACACGUCAGCCCUGGAGAUGGUUGGGCUCAUCAGUGUGGGCCUGAUGCCCCUCAGCUGCUUCCUCCUCAUCCUCACCUCCUACAGCUUCAUCCUUUGCUCCAUUCUGCAGAUCCGCUCUACUGAGGGGCGGCAUAGAGCCUUUUCUACCUGCAGUGCCCAUCUCAUGGCCAUCCUUCUUGCCUUUAUGCCAGUGGUCCUUAUAUACCUCCAGCCCACCCCCAAUCCCUGGCUUAAUGCAGCUGUUCAGGUCUUGAAUAACUUGGUGACACCUAUGCUGAAUCCUUUGAUAUAUAGCCUAAGAAAUAAGGAAGUAAAAUGUUCUCUAAAGAAAAUUUUUCUUCCAAGAUGCAUGACAUCACUAGCUCUAUGUAAAAACAGUUAA
Arvicanthis niloticus (Nile rat) is the source of this 948-nucleotide messenger RNA. The record is from RefSeq and is a predicted model, not a curated record. Lineage: Eukaryota; Metazoa; Chordata; Mammalia; Rodentia; Muridae.